This is a messenger RNA of Amblyraja radiata (thorny skate), 4312 nucleotides long. RefSeq names its product phosphodiesterase 3A, cGMP-inhibited (gene pde3a). The transcript has 17 exons. Gene Ontology annotation, biological process: signal transduction. Lineage: Eukaryota; Metazoa; Chordata; Chondrichthyes; Rajiformes; Rajidae. Gene Ontology annotation, molecular function: 3',5'-cyclic-nucleotide phosphodiesterase activity. Bases 58 to 3498 code for a protein of 1146 amino acids. The record is from RefSeq and is a predicted model, not a curated record.
AGGGAGGAGGAGAGAGAGAGAGAAACUUUCUACCAAGGCACCGACCGAGAGGAGAGGAUGGCAUGGCGGCUCCAGCCCGCAUCGCCCCGGAGUAAAGGGAGCUCGGAGCCGGACCGGGGGGAACGCAACGGCUACGUGCGGGGCAGCGCCAGCCCCGUGAGCCGAGACGGGGUGCGAGCCUGCCCGGUGUGGGACGGUGCAGCGAGCGGCGGCGGCGGCAGCCUGUGCUCCCUGGCCGCCGGGGUCGCCUGUGUGUCGGUGCUGGUGGCCGGCUCGCUGCGCUGGGUGGACGGCUGCUGGAGGCUGCCCGCGGGGCUGCUGACCCUCCUGCACUCCGCCCUGCCCCUCUUCAGCCUCAUGAGCGCUUUCUUCUGGCUGGCUCUCUACCUGAAGGGGUGCGGCAGAGGCGAGCUGGCCCCCAAGCUGCUGGCCGCCUGCUCCCUGGCCGAGACCCUCCUGCAAGCGCUGCUGGUGGGCGAGGAGCAGCUCCUCUCGUUCGGGGCCACCGCCGUGCUGCUCAGUUGCUUGGCCGCCGCCACCCUCAUGGUGUUGAGGGUGAGCCAGGGCGUUUGCACUAUCCUCUUCACCAGCCUGCUGAGGACCGUGUCCCUGCUGUCCCUGGAGCGGGUCCGAGCAAGUUGGAGACCUUUCCUGGCUUACCUGAUGGGGAUUUUGGGCGUGAUAUUAGCCAGGUACGCCGUGCGCAUCUUACCCCAGGGAACGCCAGCGUCCAGCGAGGACAAAGUCCCAGUUAUCAAGAGGCGCCGGAGAUCCAGCUCGGUUGUCACCGCUGAGAUGCCGAACCAUCAACUCGGCUCCAAGCCUCACCGCAGGACCUCACUGCCCUGCAUCCAGCAGCGAGACCAGAUCCUUUCACACUGUGAAUGGGAUUAUAAACGUGGAUCACGAGGGUCACAGGAUCUGGACAUCACGGGUAAAGCCAGCAAUUAUUGUCCAUCCCUAUAUGCUGCUGAGAAGAUGGUGUCUUCAGGCACAAGUGUCACCGUCGACAUAGCUGUGAUGGGUGAAGCUCAUGGACUAAUUACAGAUCUUUUGGCCGAACCUUCCUUGCCUCCCAACGUCAGUACGUCGCUGAGAGCAGUCAGCAACCUUCUCAGCACCCAACUCACCUUCCAGCCCAUCCACAAGCCAAGAAUAAACCCCUUGGUCUCCUUCAGCGAGUCCUAUGUGUGUUCGGAUAGUGAAGAAUGCCAAGGAGAGAAGCUUGCCAUCCCAAAGCGACUGAGGAGGAGCUUGCCGCCAGGCCUCCUGAGACGGAUCUCAUCCACAUGGACAACCACAACAUCUGCCACUGGUCUACCCACUGUGGAGCCGGGCCCCGUCAGGAGGGACCGCAGUCUGAGCAUCAAAGCCACUCACGAGGCUCCUGCAGGCAGUUCCUUUAGCACAGAGCCUUACAACUGCUCUCCUUCAGUCCUGUUGACUAUUGCUAAAAGUCGAUCGUUCUCAGCCUCCCAUACGAUUGUCAACGCCAACCACAUGAAUGGCAAACGACAAAUUCGACAAGGUUACUCUUCGAAUAUCACACCUCUCACCUCCCCGUCCCACUCGCCGAUCCAGGGGACCCCGACUGGAAGCCCCACUUCCAAAACCUCCGCAGUUGAAUUCCCGGACACCGCGGAUAUAAUGACCAAACCAGGGCGGAACCCACACAAGCCGUUGACCUACACUCAGAGUGCGCCAGAUGUAGCAGGGCAGUUCAGGGGCACCUGUGUCGUCUGCAGUAGUUGUGGUCGGCCUUUCAGUAAGCUGACGCACUCGGACAGCACAGCGGGAAGAGUGGAGACAACAGGGCACUUACCGAGCCGGACAGACGACCCCAACCAAGCCACCUCGGACUAUGACAGCACUCACGAAACAAACAACAGCGACAGCAGCGACAUCACGCAGAACGAUGAAGACCAGGACUCCUCAGCCAAAGGCUUGGAGCAGUCCCUCACGGGGUCUGGCUGUGGGAUCUACAGGCCCGAGGACAUCACCUUGCUCCACCUCAUCCCAGCUGAGGAGAAACCAAUCCUUGCCCCAGAGCCUCUCCUCAUGGAAGAUCUGGAGAUAACAUUCACACAACUGAACAACUGGAAUUUUCCCAUCUUUGAUCUCAUGGAGAUGACAGGCUCAAAAUGUGGCCGGAUCCUCAGCCAGGUAGCAUUCAAACUGUUUGAAGAUACUGGGCUGUUUGAAAUAUUUAAAAUCCCAUUGAAGGAGUUUAUGAACUACUUUCAUGCAUUAGAAAAUGGCUACAGAGAUAUUCCAUAUCACAAUCGCAUCCAUGCGACGGAUGUGUUGCAUGCAGUUUGGUACCUCACCACACAACCGGUCCCAGGACUGCAGACCUGUAUCGGUGAUCAUGGCUCCAUGAGCGAUUCGGAUUCAGACAGUGGGAUCGCUCACGGACACAUGGGGUUUGCCAUAUCGAAGACCUACAGUGUGACGGAGGACAGGUACGGCUGUGUGAUCGCCAAUGUCCCUGCCCUGGAGUUGAUGGCCCUCUAUGUCGCUGCCGCCAUGCAUGAUUACGACCACCCAGGAAGGACCAAUGCCUUUCUCGUGGCUACCAGUGCACCACAGGCCGUUCUAUACAACGACCGCUCGGUGCUGGAGAACCAUCACGCUGCCUCAGCCUGGAACCUGUUCAUGUCGCAACAAGAGUACAACUUCCUGGUCAACUUGGAUCACGUCGAAUUCAAGCGGUUCCGAUUUCUUGUCAUUGAGGCCAUAUUGGCCACGGAUCUUAAGAAACACUUUGACUUUCUCGCAGAGUUCAAUGCCAAGGUGAAUGAGGAGGUGGGGCCAGGCAUUGACUGGGCAAAUGAAAACGAUCGUUUGUUGGUUUGUCAAAUGUGCAUUAAACUCGCUGACAUCAAUGGGCCUGCCAAAUGCAAGGAGCUUCAUUUGAAAUGGACGGAAGGCAUAGUCAAUGAGUUUUACGAACAGGGUGACGAGGAGUCCAGUCUGGGGCUCCCCAUCAGUCCGUUCAUGGACCGCUCGGCACAGCAGCUGGCAAAGCUGCAGGAGUCCUUCAUCACCCACAUUGUGGGGCCCCUGUGCAACUCGUACAACUCGGCAGGGUUAAUACCGGGGAGAUGGGUGGAGGAGACCGACGGAGAGGAAGAAGACGACGAGGAAGCGGAGACGACAGAAGAGGAAGGAGCUUUGGAAACAACCUCAAGAACAGGACGGGAGCGAUGCGGGAAGCAGGGAAAGGUCUUCUGCCAGAUCAUGCAGCACCUGAUGGACAACCACGAGAUGUGGAAGAAGGUCAUUGACGAGGAGCAAGAGGAGCGGAGGAAAGUGGAGCCGGAGAGCCCGGACCAGUCCUCGUUGCUGCAGAGCUCAGAGACAAUCCAAGCCAUCACUGAGGAGGAGGAGGAUGAGAAGGAAGAGAAGAAUAGUGAAGGAUCACAACGGAAGUCUGUGCCACUCAGUUCAAUCACAACCCUAACCCAGGACACUUUAGAAGGCGAUAAAAAUGACUGACCUGCGGUGCUGACUUUUAUUUUAUUUUUGUUCCCAGCACACUCUGACACGAUACUGUAGAUGUGUAGGACAAGGUGCCUACAGCUGUGAUGACAUUAUACAGAGCCGCAGCCAAGACUGAAUUGAACACUCUGAUGGAGGAAGCCUCUGUAAUGCAUCACCCGCUGAUUUAGACUGUAAACACACAAUUGCUAUCAGUACAAUUCCGGUGCACUUUCUCAUUGAGCUGUCUUGUUUAAUAUUGCUUGAUACACACGUAUGUAACAAACAACAACACGCAACAACAAAUGAGGGAUGACUUACUUGUGAAGCGUAGGCUUUGCAAAAAACAUCGCUGUGGUGUUACAUCCGUAACCUUUGCUCUACUUCUGAGCGAAAGUCGAUAGCUUUAUCAGUAUUCUGAUACAGCCUGACGAUAUAUAUUUUUUUGUGUAUAUAACCUUAUAGCUCACUAGCUUUGUAUAGGCAACCUCUCGAAGCGUUGCUGCAGUACUUGUACAUUGCCAAAACACCUUGAACAAAUGUUUUAGAAAAAGCCUGGCAGACACACGAUGGGCUCAUGUUCACUUUAUAAAGAGUACCUACUACAAGCCAAACUCCUAGUCAAGAAUUUAUAUCCAUUUUGAAUAUUUUUACUGUUUAUUUACAUUCAAUAAUAAUUAUUUGAAGAAGACGACAGGUUAUUUGUAGAUACAAAGAACGUUUUCUAAUGGCUUUUUGUAAAUAGCGAGCUCUUAAACCAGUUUUUUUUGUGAUUUUGUAAAGAUGACUAUGAAAAGUUCACACUUAAAAAUACAUUCUUGUGAUACUGUCA